Molecule: messenger RNA, 1885 nt
Organism: Lolium rigidum
Lineage: Eukaryota; Viridiplantae; Streptophyta; Magnoliopsida; Poales; Poaceae
Product: cysteine protease XCP1-like
Exons: 2
Coding region: 645-1709 (354 amino acids)
Cellular component (GO): lysosome
Molecular function (GO): cysteine-type endopeptidase activity
Source: RefSeq, a predicted model, not a curated record
UUACUCCAAGUAGCAAGUGGGGUCACCAGGAGAUAACAUUCCUUACAACUUUUUUAAAAAGUUCACCUAUUUUAUAAAGAAAAGGAACACAGCUACUGUUCUGAAACAAUAUAGUGAACAAACCCAGAAACUACUGUAUUUUCCUAUGUUCGGCAAUCUGGUGAAAAAAUACUGGUGACAUUGUACCUUGCUAUGUGCAGCUAGCAGAGGCAAGAAGCCUUAACAUGGCAAUGACACAUGAAAAUCUCUUGAUACUGAUAGUUCAUCCAUCAGGUAGCAUGUAUAGUUUCCUUCUCCAGUUGAGACUUCAGAUAUAUGCAACCUAGAUUUUUUGCUUUCAGUGAGGUUCACAGGCACUAAGAUCUCUGAACUUUUUGCAGGCACCACAAACAGAAAGAGAUGCUCACGCUGCACCCAGCAUACAACAUGCUUGGAAGCAAAGUCUAGCCGUCAGAGAUCAAAGCUUGAAGCCUUGGCAUGAUUUAACAAAACACUCAAUGGCAAUGGCAGGCAGUGCCUCUAUCUUUUCUCCAUUGCCUUUGCUUCGAAGCAAUUCAAUCCCAUGCCGAGACUGAGGCUACAAAUACACUGCAUCCUCUCCUCCAUCUUGCAACCAACACUUCCAUUCCUGGUAUCAAUCAGCCAUGGCUCACCCAAUGAAGCUCUCCCUUGCUCUUCUCCUCUGCGUUGUCGGCGCCUGCGUGGCCCGCAACAGCGAGUUCUCCAUCGUCGGGUACUCGGAGGAGGACCUGUCCUCCCACGACAGGAUCGUCGAGCUGUUCGAGAGGUGGCUAGCCAAGCACCAGAAGGCGUACGCGAGCUUCGAGGAGAAGCUGCACCGGUUCGAGGUGUUCAAGGACAACCUGAAGCACAUCGACGAGAUCAACCGGGAGGUGACCAGCUACUGGCUGGGCCUCAACGAGUUCGCUGACCUCACCCACGAGGAAUUCAAGGCCGCCUACCUCGGCCUCAGCCCUCCUCCGGCUCGUCGGAGCAGCAGCAGCCGAAGCUUCAGGUACGAGGACAUCAACGCCGGUGACCUGCCCAAGUCGGUCGACUGGAGGAAGAAGGGCGCGGUCACGGACGUGAAGAACCAGGGGCAGUGCGGCAGCUGCUGGGCCUUCUCAACGGUGGCGGCGGUGGAGGGUAUCAACGCCAUUGUCACCGGCAACCUGACGGCCCUGUCGGAGCAGGAGCUCAUCGACUGCAGCGUCGACGGCAACAACGGCUGCAACGGUGGCAUGAUGGACUACGCAUUCUCCUACAUCGCCUCCAGCGGCGGGCUCCACACCGAGGAGGCCUACCCUUACCUCAUGGAGGAAGGCAGCUGCGGCGACGGCAAGAAGAGCGAGUCUGAGGCGGUGGCGAUCAGCGGCUACGAGGACGUCCCGGCCAACGACGAGCAGUCCCUGAUCAAGGCGCUCGCCCACCAGCCCAUCUCCGUCGCCAUCGAGGCAUCCGGCAGGCACUUCCAGUUCUACAGUGGGGGAGUUUACGACGGUCCUUGCGGCGCGCAGCUGGACCAUGGUGUGGCGGCGGUUGGGUACGGGUCAGACAAGGGGAAGGGCCACGACUACAUCGUGGUGAAGAACUCGUGGGGCGACAAGUGGGGUGAGAAGGGGUACAUCAGGAUGAAGAGGGGCACCGGCAAGGGCGAGGGCCUCUGCGGCAUCAACAAGAUGGCCUCCUACCCGACCAAGGACAACUGAUCGACUACCCAAGCUCAAAUAUGCUGCAUCCAGAGGACUGAAAGUCUCAGCCGUCCUUCAGAGUUGUUCCUACUCUGCAUUUCCCUUCCUUUUACUUUGUGUUUCCCUCAACAGUUUUCUUUCAAUUCGGUUGAAAUGACGGCUCGAUGGAUGAAAUAAUAAAAAUUUCCUUUCAA